AUGUCACUACCAAUUGCCACCGCCGUGCCUCACAUUGCCACCACCAUGCCUCACAUUGCCACCACCAUGCCUCACAUUGCCACCACCGUGCCUCACAUUGCAACCACCGUGACUCACAUUGCCACCACCGUGCCUCACAUUGCUACCACCGUGCCUCACAUUGCCACCACCAUGCCUCACAUUGCCACCACCGUGCCUAACAUUGCCACCACCGUGCCUCGCAUUGCCACCACCAUGCCUCACAUUGCCACCGCCGUGCCUCAAAUUGCCACCACCAUGCCUCACAUUGCCACCACCAUGCCUCACAUUGCCACCACCGUGCCUCACAUUGCAACCACCGUGACUCACAUUGCCACCACCGUGCCUCACAUUGCUACCACCGUGCCUCACAUUGCCACCACCAUGCCUCACAUUGCCACCACCGUGCCUAACAUUGCCACCACCGUGCCUCGCAUUGCCACCACCAUGCCUCACAUUGCCACCACCGUGCCUCACAUUGCCACCACCGUGCCUCACAUUGCCACCACCGUGCCUCACAUUGCCACCACCGUGCCUCACAUUGCCACCACCGUGCCUCCCAUUGCCACUACCGUGUCUCACAUUGCCACCACCGUGCCAUUGCUGUCACAAGUCACCCCUUGCACUUGGCUGCAGUCCGCCCCUCCACUCCACCCUGUGGGCGCCACUCCCCAUGCCCCCGCGCUGCCCGCUAGUGCUUGUGCUGCUGGAAGAGAGGGACGAAGGGAGGAGCACGGCACACACGGCGACACAAAAACGGCUGGGAAGUUGGAAUAG
Molecule: messenger RNA, 795 nt
Organism: Closterium sp. Naga37s-1
Lineage: Eukaryota; Viridiplantae; Streptophyta; Zygnematophyceae; Desmidiales; Closteriaceae
Source: the annotation of a GenBank genome assembly